This is a messenger RNA of Anopheles gambiae (African malaria mosquito), 1615 nucleotides long. Its product is annotated as O-phosphoseryl-tRNA(Sec) selenium transferase. The record is from RefSeq and is a predicted model, not a curated record. The transcript has 4 exons. Gene Ontology annotation, biological process: conversion of seryl-tRNAsec to selenocys-tRNAsec; selenocysteine incorporation. The coding region runs from base 89 to 1537 and encodes 482 amino acids. Gene Ontology annotation, molecular function: O-phosphoseryl-tRNA(Sec) selenium transferase activity; tRNA binding. NCBI's taxonomy places the organism in Eukaryota, Metazoa, Arthropoda, Insecta, Diptera, Culicidae.
AGUUCUUCGAACGAGGUAAACAAACCGGUUCAUUGUUCAUCAGCGGUGGAAUUUACCGGUCGGGCAACGACCAAACUGCGGCAUUUCGAUGAACGAUAAUACGCUUAAAUCAAUCCCAAAGAAUCUUGUCCCGGAAAAUUAUCUCACCCUAGCGAACGAUGCACGUGUGGAGCGUGAUAAGCAAAUCAAACUACUGCUCGAACAGCGUAAAUUACCGGCCUCGGGAUGGUGCGAACCGAUGAUCGAACACUGCAUCAGCGAGCUGGCAUUGCUGGACAGUAACAAUUUCCCCACACGAUGCGGCAUGGGCGAACGGGAAGGACGGAUCGUUUGUGAUCUGGUACGACGGAGACAUUACAACUUUUCUCACGGUAUUGGACGUUCCGGAAAUCUGACCGAUGCACAACCCAAAGCAGUCGGGUCGACGAUAAUGGCAAAUUUAACCAACAGCUUGGUGCGGGACUGGAUCCGUACGAUUGGCAUUCUGUCCUGUGGCCACGCGAUCGUUGUCCCGCUAGCUACAGGCAUGACUGUGAUGCUCACUUUACGCGCCAUUCACGCCAGCAGGCCUGCGGCACGCUACGUGCUCUGGUCGCGAGUAGAUCAACAAUCUUGCUUCAAAAGUAUCGUAGCCGCUGGACUUACACCCAUCGCGAUCGACAGUUUGCUAGCAUCGGAGAUUAACGAAAAUGGGGAACAACCGCAAGCCGCGAAUCCUACGUUUGCUACCGAUCUGGCAGCAUUUGCUAAGCACAUUAACCAGCUCGGUGCUGACGCGAUCUGUUGCGUGCUAUCAACUACGAGCUGCUUUGCGCCACGCAGCAGCGACGAUGUGAUCGAGCUGGGCAAGCUGUGCAAAGCGCACAGCAUACCGCACGUGGUGAACAAUGCGUACGGUUUGCAGAGUUCGUACUACUGCCAUCAGCUAAAUCAAGCGGCUCGAACGGGCAGAGUCGAUGCUUUCAUACAGAGCACGGAUAAGAAUCUGCUCGUUCCGGUCGGUGGUGCUAUAGUGGCAGGAUCCAGUGCCGAUACGGUCGAUGCCGUGGCGCGACUUUAUCCUGGCCGUGCCUCCGGUACGCAGCAUUUGGAUGUACUCAUGACGCUGCUUUCCCUGGGACGGAAUGGCUACAGCGAUCUACUAAAGGAACGAAAAGAAGCGUACGCUGUGCUGUUGGAAGGAUUGACUAAUCUUGCCAAAGCGCACAACGAACGUAUCCUGCCCUGCCGCAAUCCCAUCUCCAUCGCCAUGUCGCUGGUGACGUUUGAAACGACCACAUGCCGGCUGGAAAUGAUCGGUUCCAUGCUACAGAAACGUGGCGUGUCCGGGUGUCGGGUGGUAAGCACGACCGAUAGCAAAACCAUCGACGGUAGCGCUUUCCAGGCAUGGGGCUCGCAUAGCUCGAAGGCCAGCGUACCAUACCUCACGGCGAGUGCGUCCCUGGGCAUUAAGUCGCAUGAAGUGGCGAACUUUCUUGCAAAGUUGGAUGAAGUUCUGCGUAAGUAUCGCACCAAGUAUAUGGGUGAUGGAAAAUAAUGUUAUUAUUUGUUAUUUCCUUACAAACAAAAAUGAGAAUUGUUUGAGUUUAUUUAUUAAAGGGAACAUUGAAUGGUA